AUGGCCGACCUCGUCGACUUUAUGCUCGACCUGAUGCGCCGUCUCCCGCCCACCCAUGUGGAGGAGAACGUGGCAUCGCUCGUAGCGAUGUGCCCGGACUACGCGGACGACCUCCUCGGGAGCGUCGACCAGCCGCUGAAGGUGAUGACCGAUCGCGCCACGGGGAAGGAAUACCUCAUCUGCGAUUAUAAUCGAGACGGGGAAAGCUACCGGUCACCAUGGUCGAAUGAGUACGACCCACCACUAGAGGACGGGACCGUGCCCUCGCUGAGGCUUCGCAAGCUCGAGAUCACCGCGAACGAGGCAUUUGACACGUAUCGUGAAAUGUACUAUGAAGGAGGCGUGUCCUCCGUGUUCUUAUGGGACUUAGAUGAUGGAGGGUUCGCGGGCGUAGUCCUGCUAAAGAAGAUCUUGAAUGCUGCAUCCCCAACCGAACCCUCCGGCUCCUGGGAUUCCAUUCACGUCUUUGAGGCAGCUGAGCGGGGGCGCCAAGCGCACUACAAGCUCACGUCGACAAUAAUGCUGCAAUUAGUCGACCGGUCCACCGCGUCUGGCACCGUGAAGAACGAGAAAGGAGUGGCAGAGGAUGCGAAACGGGAGGGGGAGGUCGUGCUGAGCGGGAGCAUGACUCGUCAGACAGAACAAGACUUUCCUCUCCAAGACCAAUCCUCGCACAUCUCCAACACCGGGCGCAUGAUCGAGGAGAUGGAGAUCAAGAUGCGAAAUCUACUCCAGGAGGUGUACUUCGGCAAGACGCGCGAUGUCGUGUUCGACCUGCGCAGCGUCGACGACCUUGAAAAGGCGCGCCGGCAGCGCGAGCUGCAGAAGGAACUCGUCGGGUUCAUAAAGCGGUGA
This is a messenger RNA of Sparassis crispa, 855 nucleotides long. Its product is annotated as F-actin-capping protein subunit beta. Gene Ontology annotation, biological process: actin cytoskeleton organization; barbed-end actin filament capping; cell morphogenesis. Bases 1 to 855 code for a protein of 284 amino acids. Lineage: Eukaryota; Fungi; Basidiomycota; Agaricomycetes; Polyporales; Sparassidaceae. Gene Ontology annotation, cellular component: cytoplasm; F-actin capping protein complex. The transcript is spliced from 6 exons. Gene Ontology annotation, molecular function: actin filament binding. The record is from RefSeq and is a predicted model, not a curated record.